CUUCUAUUUUAUGGUUUAGGGUUUUUAUUUCUUCGCUCUAUAAAUUCGCGGGUUCUGUGUUUAGGGUUUCCUCUAGUGCGGAGGCCCUCUCCUGUUGACUGGUGUUUAUUGAUCAAAGGUUAAAGAAUUCCUAUCAUCCAAUGGCUCCUAAAGCCGCUGCCACAAAGAAGGCUGACCCCAAGGCCCAGGCUUUGAAAGCUGCUAAGGCAGUGAAGUCUGGUGCAUCAACUCUUAAGAAGAAAACCAAGAAGAUCCGCACGUCAGUUACUUUUCACCGCCCCAAGACAUUGAAGAAAGAGAGGAACCCCAAGUAUCCUCGCAUUAGUGCACCCCCAAGGAACAAACUUGAUCACUACCAGAUUCUGAAGUUCCCACUCACAACAGAGUCAGCAAUGAAGAAGAUUGAGGAUAAUAACACAUUGGUCUUUAUUGUUGACAUUCGUGCUGACAAGAAGAAGAUCAAGGCGGCAGUCAAGAAGAUGUAUGAUAUUCAGGCCAAGAAAGUGAACACCUUGAUCAGGCCUGAUGGAAAGAAAAAGGCUUAUGUGAGGUUGACGCCUGAUCAUGACGCAUUGGAUGUGGCUAACAAGAUCGGCAUUAUCUGAGGCUCCAUUUUUCUCUUUUUGCUUCUUUUCUCGGAUAUCAUUUAUCAUGUCACCUUGUAUUUGAGUUUCUUUUGUAGGGCCUGUUUAUUUGUGACGGUUUAGUUGUGUUAGAUACAGCAGUAGUACUUCUUUUUAUGGGAUUUUAGGCAUGAGUAAUCUCGAUUGGGCUUUCUCUUAGUUGAUUGAGGCCCAUGGUACCUUCAUUGUUGGCGGAUUCUAUAUGAAUCUUGAAUUUGAGAAGUGACCUUCAUAUUGCUGCGUAUUACAAAUAUGAUACAUGUCAUCUCCAUUGUCUACAA
This is a messenger RNA of Amborella trichopoda, 904 nucleotides long. RefSeq names its product large ribosomal subunit protein uL23. NCBI's taxonomy places the organism in Eukaryota, Viridiplantae, Streptophyta, Magnoliopsida, Amborellales, Amborellaceae. Gene Ontology annotation, molecular function: rRNA binding; structural constituent of ribosome. Gene Ontology annotation, biological process: translation. Gene Ontology annotation, cellular component: ribosome. The record is from RefSeq and is a predicted model, not a curated record.